AUCACAAGUCGUCAACCAGCCUCACCGUCGCCGGAGAAGAAGGAAGAUGUCGGGCCGCGGCAAGGGAGGCAAGGGGCUGGGCAAGGGCGGCGCGAAGCGGCACCGGAAGGUGCUGCGCGACAACAUCCAGGGCAUCACCAAGCCGGCCAUCCGCCGCCUGGCGCGCCGCGGCGGCGUCAAGCGCAUCUCCGGCCUCAUCUACGAGGAGACGCGCGGCGUCCUCAAGAUCUUCCUCGAGAACGUCAUCCGCGACGCCGUCACCUACACCGAGCACGCCAGGCGCAAGACCGUCACCGCCAUGGACGUAGUCUACGCGCUCAAGCGCCAGGGCCGCACCCUCUACGGCUUCGGGGGCUGAGCUGCUGCUCCGCCAGAUUAGACCAGUUGCUAGCAGGUUGUUAGGGUUCGUGGCUGUUGUUGUUGGGUGUUAGUCGUUGUUGUCUGCCUGUUGUUUGUUGCUGUAGUCCUCUGUGUCCGUUGGAUGUACUAGGUCGAGCUGAACCUCUGGUUCGGUGGAAUGGAAUGGUAAUAUCACUAGUUAA
Molecule: messenger RNA, 542 nt
Organism: Lolium rigidum
Lineage: Eukaryota; Viridiplantae; Streptophyta; Magnoliopsida; Poales; Poaceae
Product: histone H4
Exons: 1
Coding region: 47-358 (103 amino acids)
Biological process (GO): nucleosome assembly
Cellular component (GO): nucleosome
Molecular function (GO): DNA binding; structural constituent of chromatin; protein heterodimerization activity
Source: RefSeq, a predicted model, not a curated record